Drosophila busckii is the source of this 2316-nucleotide messenger RNA. RefSeq names its product homeotic protein deformed (gene Dfd). The transcript is spliced from 5 exons. NCBI's taxonomy places the organism in Eukaryota, Metazoa, Arthropoda, Insecta, Diptera, Drosophilidae. Gene Ontology annotation, molecular function: DNA-binding transcription factor activity, RNA polymerase II-specific; RNA polymerase II cis-regulatory region sequence-specific DNA binding. The record is from RefSeq and is a predicted model, not a curated record. The coding region runs from base 237 to 1898 and encodes 553 amino acids. Gene Ontology annotation, cellular component: nucleus. Gene Ontology annotation, biological process: anterior/posterior pattern specification; regulation of transcription by RNA polymerase II.
CAAAUUAAUAAUUUUUGUUUAUAAAACAAAAGUGUUGUGUUUUAUAAAAAAAAACAGAGCUUCGCCGCGUUUUCGUAAUGCUGAGCAUACUCCAAAUAUUGUGAUCAAUGUGCUAGUGAGAGUGCCAAUAAGUGUGUUUUGCAAAUAGGCAAAAUAUGUGAUCAAAGCGCAGAGCCUAGCAAAAGUUAAAGCAAUCAAAAAAUCACAAACAAAUAGAGUAUAGUACAGUAACUACGAUGAGCUCAUUCCUCAUGGGUUAUCCACACGCGCCGCACCACGUCCAGAGUCCCAUGACCAUGGGCAAUGGCCUGGAUCCCAAGUUCCCGCCGGUGGCCGACGAUUAUCAUCAUUACAAUGGCCACUACUCGAUGACCGCCUCGACGGGUCACAUGGGUGCCGGCAGUGGGGUUGGUGGAGCUGGCGGCGGCGGCGGUCCAGGUAUGUCUGGCCACCCGCACGCCGCGCAUCCGGCGGAAAUGGUCAAUGAUUACAUGGCCGCCGCUGCACACCACCACAAUCAGCUCCCGCACUCGCACCACCACAACAACAGCGCACUCUCUGGUCACCACCAUCAGAACAGCGGCUACACAACAAAUUAUGCCGCCACGCCGCCAACGCAUCAUCCGCACUCGCAUCCACAUCAGAGUCUCGGCUAUUAUGGACAUCAUGCAGCAGCUGCCGCCGCGGCAGCUGUGCACCACGCCCCCGAGUAUAUUCCAGCUGGUGUGGUGCACUCGGAGGCGGGCUACGGGCCGCCGCCGUCGAUAAAUGUGCCAAACAGCAGCAGCGCCAACAACUCCAAUGGAUACUACGGGGGUUACUACACAAACGGCAGCGUGGGCAGCACUCACUCCCAGGGCCACUCGCCGCUCUCCUCACAGAUAAUGGAUCUGCCGCUGCAAUGCUCCUCCACAGAGCCGCCAACGAACACCUCGCUGGGUCUGCAGGAGUUGGGCUUGAAAUUGGAGAAGCGCUUGGAAGAAGCUGCACCCACGGGCCAACAACUACAAGAAGUUCUACACUGUGAUGAUAUGGGAUCAGAAAAUGAUAUGUCUGAGGAAGAUCGACUGAUGCUCGAUCGAUCGCCAGACGAGUUGGCGUCCAAUGACAACGACGACGAUCUGGUUGAUUCAGACAGUGAUGAUGAUCUAAUGGCUGAAACAACCGACGGGGAACGCAUUAUCUACCCGUGGAUGAAGAAGAUUCAUGUAGCGGGCGUUGCGAACGGCUCGUAUCAGCCUGGAAUGGAGCCGAAACGCCAACGCACCGCCUACACACGCCACCAGAUACUGGAGCUGGAGAAGGAGUUCCACUACAAUCGCUACCUGACCCGACGCCGUCGCAUCGAAAUUGCCCAUACGCUGGUGCUGUCGGAGCGCCAGAUCAAAAUCUGGUUCCAGAACCGCCGCAUGAAGUGGAAAAAGGACAACAAGCUGCCCAACACCAAGAAUGUGCGCAAGAAGACCGUCGACGCCAAUGGCAAUCCAACACCAGUAGCCAAGAAGACCACUAAGCGUGCCAGUGCCAAGAAGCAGGCACAACAGCAACAGCAGCAACAACAACAGCAGCAGCAGCAACAAACGCCAGUGAUGAAUGAGUGCUUACGCUCUGAUAGUUUGGAGAGCAUUGGUGAUGUCAGCUCCUCGCUGGGAAAUCCGCCGUAUAUACCAGCAGUAACCGAUGCGGGCAGUCUGAGCAGCAGUGGGAAUGCUUAUGCCGGAUCUCAGCAGCAGCAAUUGCUACACAACAACAACAACAAUAAUAACAACAACAACCUCAACAACAACAAUCAAAUGCAUGCGCAUCAUCAUCACCAACAGCAGCAGCAGCAGCAAUCCGAUCUCAUGACCAAUCUGCAGCAGCACAUAAAGCAGGACUACGAUCUAACGGCGCUCUAGAAGCAAGCAUAGCACUUGAACUAAGCCUUGUACAUUGAAUUAUAUUUAGUUAAUUGACUUAACCUCAGUUUGUAUACGCAACAGUCGAACAAUUCGGAGUCUACAGCGAUAGAUUUGUAGUUAGUUAAGUAACGACCAGCUACGAUGUUUGUAAAUUUAGCAGUAGGUACUUAAUUGUUGUCUAAGUCUUUUGUAUAAAGUGUAGCAAAUUGUAGCACAACAUAAAAGCAACAAAAAAAUAAAAAAAAAAACACAAAACCCAAUUUGUCAUAGUUCUAAGCCCAUCUAGCAUAAGCUUUGAGUAAUAUUAUUAUUAUUUUAAUGUCUAACUAGUUGCAACUGUUUGUAAGCAAGUUCAAACGUAUAUUUUACACACACACACACACAACUGCAUAUAAGUUAUAACUAAAAAUAAAUA